CUCUUUAGCUAACUUCUCUCUCCGAUUGCUGCCAUUUCAUAGCUAACUCUUUGUUAUAGAGAGCUGCCAUGACAGAGCCAGAGUCUUCUCGAUGUAGACCUGAAGGGACCUAUGAUGUCUUCUUGAGCUUUAGAGGAAAAGACACUCGCAAGACAUUUACAAAUCAUCUAUAUACUGCCCUAGUCCAAGCAGGAAUCCACACUUAUCGAGAUGAUGAUGAACUUCCUAGAGGAGAAGAAAUCUCCGAUCAUCUCCUCAGGGCUAUUCAAAAAUCAAAGAUAUCCAUACCUGUCUUCUCAAAAGGAUAUGCUUCUUCUAGAUGGUGUCUCAAUGAACUUCUAGAGAUUCUUAAGUGCAAAAAUAGGAAAACCGGUCAGAUUGUUCUUCCUAUAUUCUAUGACAUUGAUCCUUCAGAUGUGAGAAAACAGAAUGACAGUUUUGCAGAAGCAUUUGUUAAACAUGAAAAGCGUUUCGAAGAGAAGUUGGUGAAGGAGUGGAGAAAAGCUCUUGAGGAGGCCGGAAACCUAUCUGGAUGGAAUCUCAAUGCUAUGGCAAAUGGGUAUGAAGCAAAAUUUAUCAAGAAGAUUAUCAAGGAUGUGUUGAAUAAAUUAGAUCCCAAGUACUUAUAUGUUCCUGAGCACCUAGUAGGCAUGGAUCGGCUUGCUCACGAUAUUUUUUACUUUCUAAGUACUGCAACAGAUGAUGUACGCAUUGCGGGCAUACAUGGGAUGCCAGGAAUAGGAAAGACGACUAUAGCAAAAGUUGUAUUUAAUCAACUCUGCUAUGGAUUCGAGGGAAGCUGUUUUCUUUCGAAUAUCAAUGAAACAUCAAAACAGUUAAAUGGUCUGGCUCUUUUACAAAAGCAACUUCUUCAUGAUAUUUUGAAACAAGAUGUUGCAAACAUCAACAAUGUUGAUAGAGGAAAGGUUCUUAUCAGAGAACGGCUUUGUUGCAAAAGAGUUCUUGUUGUUGCUGAUGAUGUGGCUCGUCAGGACCAACUAAAUGCUUUGAUGGGACAGCGAAGUUGGUUUGGUCCCGGAAGUAGAGUAAUUAUGACAACAAGAGAUUCAAAUCUUCUUCGUAAAGCGGAUCGAACAUAUCAGAUUGAAGAAUUGACACGAGAUCAGUCCCUUCAGCUUUUCAGCUGGCAUGCCUUUAAGGACACCAAGCCAGCAGAAGAUUAUAUUGAGCUUUCGAAGGAUGCAGUUGAUUACUGUGGAGGACUUCCUUUAGCUCUUGAGGUUAUAGGGGCUUGUCUGUCCGGGGAAGAAAAAUAUAUAUGGAAAAGUGAAAUUGACAAAUUGAGAAGAAUUCCAAAACACGAUAUUCAAGGAAAGCUUAGAAUAAGUUUUGACGCACUGGACGGUGAAGAACUACAAAAUGCAUUCCUUGAUAUCGCUUGCUUCUUUAUUGAUAUAGAGAAAGAGUACAUCACAAAAGUGCUAGGCGCCCGUUGCAGUUACGAUCCAGAAAUUGAUUUGAAAACUCUCCGUAAAAGGUCUCUGAUUAAAGUAUUGGGAGGGACGAUAACCAUGCAUGAUCUAUUACGAGACAUGGGAAGGGAGGUCGUUCGUGAAACGUCUCCAAAAGAACCUGGAAAGAGGACCAGAAUUUGGAAUCAAGAGGAUGCAUGGAAUGUACUUGAGCAGCAGAAGGGUACGGAUGUUGUAGAGGGUCUUGCACUGGAUGUUAGAGCAUCAGAAGCUAAAUCACUUAGCGCAGGAUCAUUUGCAAAAAUGAAACGUUUAAAUUUACUCCAAAUCAAUGGAGUACAUCUCACCGGAUCCCUCAAACUGCUUUCUAAAGUGUUGAUGUGGAUUUGCUGGCAUGAAUGUCCUUUGAAAUAUUUUCCAUCUGAUAUUACACUGGAUAAUCUAGCUGUUCUUGAUAUGCAGUACAGUAACCUCAAAGAACUAUGGAAAGGAGAAAAGAUUCUCAACAAGCUAAAAAUCAUUAAUCUCAGUCAUUCUCAGAACCUUGUUAAAACACCAAACUUGCACAGUUCAAGUCUAGAGAAACUAAUUCUGGAAGGUUGCUCGAGUUUAGUUAAGGUACAUGAAUCAAUUAAAAAUUUGACGAGCCUUGUUUUCUUGAAUCUAGAGGGAUGUUGGAGGCUAAAGAUUCUCCCAGAAAGCAUUGGCAAUGUAAAGUCUCUUAAGAGUAUGAAUAUUUCUGGGUGUUCACAACUUGAGAAAUUGCCAGAACACAUGGAUGAUAUGGAAUCCUUAAUUGAGCUGCUAGCGGAUGGGAUUGAAAAUGAGCAAUUUCUCUCUUCAAUUAGACAAUUAAAGUAUAUCAGAAGAUUAUCAUUGCGUGGAUACAAUUUCAGCCAGAACUCACCAUCAUCUACAUUUUGGCUUUCACCGUCAUCUACAUUUUGGCCUCCAUCCAUUUCUUCAUUUAUUUCAGCAAGUGUUUUAUGUUUGAAACGUUCGCUGCCAAAAGCUUUCAUUGAUUGGAGAUUAGUGAAAAGUCUUGAACUUCCUGAUGCUGGUUUGUCUGAUCACACAACUAACUGUGUUGAUUUUAGGGGUUUGUCCUCUCUAGAAGUAUUGGAUCUAUCAAGAAACAAAUUUUCUAGCCUACCUUCUGGGAUCGCCUUCCUUCCCAAUCUAGGGAGUUUGAUUGUUGUUGGAUGCAACAAUCUUGUAUCAAUCCCAGAUCUUCCCUCAAAUUUAGGCUAUUUGGGUGCAACUUAUUGCAAAUCAUUGGAAAGAGUAAGAAUACCAAUCGCGUCAAAAAAAGAACUAUAUAUAAAUCUACAUGAAAGUCAUUCAUUAGAAGAGAUUCAGGGCAUCGAAGAUCAAAGUAAUAUUUUCUGGUAUAUUAGUGUUGAGGACCGCAGUUAUUCACCAAAUAAAUUACAGAAGAGCGUUGUUGAGGCAAUGUGCAACGGUGGUCACAUUUAUCACUUUCAUGCUGAGCGCAUUCCUGGUGAGAUGCCAAAAUGGUUGAGCUACCGUGGAGAAGGAUGCUCAUUGUCAUUCCAUAUACCUCCAGUCUUCCAAGGCUUAGUUGUUUGGGUUGUAUGUCCACUUCAGAAGUCUGUUCACUAUUAUAACAAAAACACUCACAUUAUUACUAUAAGAAAUAAAAGCAACGGUAUUCAAUUGUUUGAAUAUAAACGAAGAGCAGCAACUGGGGGAUUGAUAAGAUACAUAAGUAUAAGUGAAAUGGCAAUGGAAGAUUACUGUGGAGAUGACGAAUUGGAACUAUACAUAUAUUCAGAGCCAAGAGGAGAUGCAGCGCGCAUCAUUAAAGAAUGUGGGGUUCAUGUGAUCGCAAAGAAGUCAGAUUCAUUUGAAGAGUCAGAAGUGGGAAGAAAUAUAGUGAUGUCUUCACCACCGCCAUAUCAUUUGCUUCCUCAUCCACAUUGUGGUUCAAUUACGGCGUCGACACCAAAGCAAUGGAGUGACUAUUUAUUUGCGAAGCUGCAAAAACAUGACCUCAAUUUAAUGCUUCAUGGAGGAGCGACCAGGAUUGGAUCUUCUGUUGGAGGAGGUCACGAGACAAGCGGAGCAGGAGGAUUCACAGGGGGAGUACAACAACAACAAGGAAGCGCACAAAUUAAGCAUCGGUGGCAGGUAGUUGUUCCAUGCCUAUACUCUCCUUAAUUGAUAAUAAACUUUGUAUUCAAAUUUAUGCUAGAGUCAAUACUUGUGAAUAUGGCCAAAGAAAGAAUAGAUAUGGUGAAAUGGAUGUGGAUCGAAAUCUAAUUUUUGGUUGUAGACUCAUGGACUUUGAUUUCGAAUAAGGACCUAUAUGAAAAACCCAAAACGACCACUGUUGGACUUGAUUAGCCGAUCUCCAAUAGGGGUGGCUAAUGAUGUUGGCAAAAAAAUUGUUAACAUCAGCAUGAUCUUGAUGAAAUUAUAAUGAACGUUGAACUUGAUUAACUAUUCAUAACAAGAAUAGUUAAUGAUACCGAUGGAUAAUGUUGGUAUUGGCAAGCUCAUAAUAACUUAAUUAGCUUCCUAUGGAGGAAGUUAAUGAUGUCAAGAGAACUUGGCAUCGGCAUUACCUGAAACACCUCCAAGUGAGAUGAAAGGAAUUGAUUGAUUAUUUUGGGUUGAAUAUAGUCAAUGGUACUGACCGAUUAAGUUGGUGUUGGCAUUACUAAGGAUUUGAUUAGUCGAUUUGGGUAAAGGCGACUAAUGACACUAAUAGGAGUUAGUAGUGUCGGCAGCGACCCCCUCACAACUUGGGGUAGGGUAAUGAGAUGGGUGUAUCCGACGAAGAAUAAUGUUUAAUAAUUGAAAAGAAAAUCAUAUGUGGAUUGUGGAAGGAUAUGCUCUAUAUAUAAUAAAGGAAGCGUCAAAUGUGUUCUUCUUUAGUGGAUCAACCAUGUUUAUGCCCGAUUAAAUGGGUACUUGCAUACAUAGAUAC
Molecule: messenger RNA, 4386 nt
Organism: Populus trichocarpa (black cottonwood)
Lineage: Eukaryota; Viridiplantae; Streptophyta; Magnoliopsida; Malpighiales; Salicaceae
Product: disease resistance protein RUN1
Exons: 8
Coding region: 69-3614 (1181 amino acids)
Biological process (GO): defense response; signal transduction
Molecular function (GO): protein binding; ADP binding
Source: RefSeq, a predicted model, not a curated record